GGCUCAGGCAAGGUAAACCGUUUAAUCGUUGACGCACACUGAAAAAUGUUCGGAAUCGCGCAAACAUAGAUGAUCAGGACGAGAUGCAACAAUGAGCUUGCAAGACACUCGUUCUACAGGCGUCAUCGAAUCGAUUACUUUGCACGGAAUGGUCUGCCUUCCUGGUGACGCGCGACUCCGGAGACAAUAUCUCUGGCUUUCGGUGACUUCUUCAGCCUUUUGGAAGGAUAAAGACUUGGACUUAUCGAAUUAAUCUGUACUCCCUGACCUGCAUUUUCCUUUCGUGAGCUUGCUGAAGCUGAACAUGCGGAAAGUCUACGACAGUUUAAUUCUAGGGUCUGGCUUCGCGGGCCUUUCCACAGCGCUCACUUUAGGCCGAUUGCAUCGAACCUGUGCCAUAUUAUCAAACUCGACAUUCCGCAAUGCAGGCGCGCAUGCCGCACAUGCCAUUCUCGGUCAUGAUGGAAAGUCGCCAGAAGAGAUUCGCCGCACUGGACGGCUGGAAAUCGAGGCUUACAGGCACGCCGAGUUUAUCGAUGCCACAAUCAUGAAAGUCUACAAAGAGAAUAGCUCUCGCCACAAUCAUGAAGUAUUUGUUGCUGAAGACCAGCAGGGCAAUAGAUGGGCCGGGCGAUCACUUGUUAUUGCUACAGGCUCCAAAGACGUAUUUCCUGAUCUCCCUGGGUUUGUCGAGAAUUGGCCAGAUAACAUAUAUCAAUGCCUCGUAUGCGACGGUCAUGAGCGAGCAGAUCUUCCAAAGGGUAUCCUCGCAUAUCCUCAGCUGACCAUUCUCGCCUGCAAGAUGGCCACAGUGGCUCAUUUCGAAUCACUGCCACCUGGUGCUGGCCACGAUGCAACAUUUCCUCCCACCCCGUCGAAGGUGACGGUCUUCACCAAUGGCCCAGCCAAUCCACACAAUGACAAGGAAAUCACUAGGGGUCUCCACAUACUGGCUGGCCAUGGUAUAACAGUCGAUGAGAGACCAAUCCAGAAGCUCGUACGUGACCCCAAAGAAGGUCUCCAUGUACAUUUCACCAAUUCCGAAACCGCCUAUAUGGGCUACUUGUUUUUCAAGCCCGCUUCCACACCUCACAGCCUCACACAAACAUUGAUUUCUCAUUUCGGACUUGACACGACCAGUACGCCUUUUGGUUCGAGUCUUACAGCAAGUGUUCCUACGAUGAGCACCAACGUUCCUGGUAUAUUCGUGGCUGGAGAUGCGGGAAAUGGUAUGGGGAAUGGCACGAAUGCGAUUCACACGGGUGUGGCAGCCGCAGCCGGUGUUACUCAUUUCGUGAACGAGCUAGAUGAUGAGAUUGCGUUGAAACUCUGGAUGGAUGCGCAGAAGCCACGGAAAGAAGCAUGAACGGACCGAAAUGUCUCGAUGCGCAUUGAAACAGUGAUGGUUCUGCUAGGCUCCUAGCUUGGGAAGAAUUUGAGACGGAGCUGGUACAGAGUGCAUAGAGGAAGAAUACUAG
Messenger RNA from Exophiala xenobiotica, 1478 nucleotides. RefSeq lists its product as uncharacterized. The record is from RefSeq and is a predicted model, not a curated record. Gene Ontology annotation, molecular function: oxidoreductase activity. Bases 305 to 1366 code for a protein of 353 amino acids. NCBI's taxonomy places the organism in Eukaryota, Fungi, Ascomycota, Eurotiomycetes, Chaetothyriales, Herpotrichiellaceae. The transcript has 3 exons.